Molecule: messenger RNA, 3626 nt
Organism: Grammomys surdaster
Lineage: Eukaryota; Metazoa; Chordata; Mammalia; Rodentia; Muridae
Gene: Hspa4l
Product: heat shock protein family A (Hsp70) member 4 like
Exons: 19
Coding region: 60-2576 (838 amino acids)
Biological process (GO): protein folding
Cellular component (GO): nucleus; cytosol
Molecular function (GO): ATP binding; ATP-dependent protein folding chaperone
Source: RefSeq, a predicted model, not a curated record
GCGCCCGUAGUGGGGACCCGCAGCGGGACGCGGUCCCCCCAGCCCGAGGCUUAGGCGGGAUGUCGGUGGUGGGCAUUGACCUCGGCUUCCUCAACUGCUACAUCGCCGUGGCGAGGAGCGGCGGCAUCGAGACCAUCGCCAACGAGUACAGCGACAGGUGCACGCCGGCCUGUAUAUCUUUGGGAUCCAGAACUCGAGCCAUUGGAAAUGCAGCUAAGAGCCAGAUAGUCACAAAUGUAAGAAAUACAAUUCAUGGCUUCAAAAAGCUUCAUGGGCGAUCAUUUGAUGACCCCAUUGUGCAGACGGAGAGAAUCAGACUUCCCUAUGAACUGCAGAAGAUGCCUAAUGGAAGCACGGGUGUUAAGGUGCGGUACCUGGAAGAAGAGCGGCCCUUUGCAAUUGAGCAAGUCACAGGAAUGUUGCUGGCUAAGCUUAAAGAGACCUCAGAAAAUGCCUUGAAGAAGCCAGUGGCUGACUGUGUGAUCUCGAUCCCGAGCUUUUUCACCGAUGCAGAGAGAAGAUCCGUGAUGGCCGCAGCCCAGGUUGCAGGCCUAAACUGUCUGAGGCUGAUGAAUGAAACCACUGCAGUUGCACUGGCAUAUGGAAUUUAUAAGCAGGAUCUCCCCUCAUUAGAUGAGAAGCCAAGGAAUGUUGUGUUUAUCGACAUGGGACAUUCUGCCUAUCAGGUCUCUGUUUGUGCUUUUAACAAAGGAAAACUUAAAGUGUUGGCUACUACCUUUGAUCCAUAUUUGGGUGGCAGAAACUUUGAUGAGGCUUUAGUAGACUACUUCUGUGAUGAAUUCAAGAACAAAUAUAAGAUAAAUGUCAAAGAAAAUUCUCGGGCCUUAUUGCGGCUGUAUCAGGAAUGUGAAAAACUAAAGAAGCUGAUGAGUGCAAAUGCAUCAGAUCUUCCCCUAAACAUCGAGUGUUUCAUGAAUGACCUCGAUGUUUCUAGUAAGAUGAACAGGGCUCAAUUUGAACAGUUGUGUGCUUCCCUCUUGGCCAGGGUUGAACCACCAUUAAAAGCAGUAAUGGAUCAAGCUAACUUACAACGUGAAGACAUAAACAGCAUAGAAAUUGUAGGAGGGGCCACUCGGAUUCCUGCAGUCAAGGAGCAGGUCACUAGGUUCUUUCUAAAAGACAUCAGUACCACCCUAAAUGCUGAUGAAGCCGUUGCCCGAGGAUGUGCAUUGCAGUGUGCCAUCCUCUCACCAGCAUUUAAAGUGCGUGAAUUUUCCAUCACGGACCUUGUUCCCUACUCAGUCACAUUAAGAUGGAAGACUUCUUUUGAAGAAGGGACUGGGGAAUGUGAAGUCUUCUCUAAGAACCACCCGGCCCCAUUCUCAAAGGUCAUAACUUUCCACAAGAAGGAACCAUUUGAACUAGAAGCAUUUUAUACUAAUUUGCAUGAAGUGCCUUAUCCUGAUCCAAGAAUUGGAAACUUCACUAUUCAGAAUGUUUUCCCACAGUCUGAUGGUGAUAGUUCUAAAGUAAAAGUUAAAGUUCGUAUUAAUAUCCACGGAAUCUUCAGUGUGGCCAGUGCAUCAGUAAUUGAGAAGCAGAAUCUGGAAGGUGAUCAUAACGAUGCCCCUAUGGAAACAGAAGCUCCUAAGAAUGAAGGCAAAGAGGAUGUGGACAAAAUGCAGGUUGACCAAGAAGAAGGAGGUCAUCAGAAAUGUCGUGCUGAGCACACCCCAGAAGAAGAGAUUGACCACACCGGGGCCAAAGCAAAGGCACCUCCUUCAGACAAGCAAGAUCGCAUAAAUCAAACUAUUAAAAAAGGGAAAAUCAAGAGUAUUGAUCUACCGAUCCAGAGUAGCCUGUACAGACAACUGACUCAAGAUCUUCUCAAUAGUUACAUUGAAAAUGAGGGGAAGAUGAUAAUGCAGGAUAAAUUAGAGAAAGAAAGAAAUGAUGCUAAGAAUGCCGUGGAAGAAUAUGUCUAUGAUUUCAGAGACAAACUGGGCACUGUCUACGAAAAGUUCAUCACUCCAGAAGACAUGAAUAAGCUGUCUGCAAUGUUAGAAGACACAGAAAAUUGGCUUUAUGAAGAAGGAGAGGACCAGCCUAAACAAGUUUAUGUGGAUAAGCUUCAGGAGUUAAAGAAAUAUGGCCAGCCCAUUCAAAUGAAGUACGUGGAGCAUGAAGAGAGACCAAAAGCUUUAAAUGACUUGGGGAAAAAGAUUCAGCUUGUCCUGAAAGUGAUAGAAGCACACAGAAACAAGGAUGAAAGAUAUGAUCAUCUGGAUCCUGCUGAAAUGGAAAAAGUUGAAAAAUACAUCAGUGACUCCAUGAACUGGCUAAAUAGUAAGAUGAAUGCACAGAAUAAAUUAAGUCUUACUCAAGAUCCUGUGGUAAAAGUGUCAGAAAUAGUUACAAAGUCAAAGGAACUGGAUAAUUUCUGUAACCCCAUCGUUUAUAAGCCCAAACCAAAAGUAGAAGCUCCUGAAGACAAAGCAAAGACUAGUAGUGAGCACAAUGGACCAAUGGAUGGACAGAGUGGUUCCGAAACCAACCCAGAUCCACCCAAAGGAAGCUCGCAGCACACUGACUCGGGAGAGAUGGAAGUGGACUAAGUGUCAUGUAAUUCAAGCAGUGGGUUAACAACAGGGCCCAUUCAUCCUUUAUGCCCGGUACACACAACAUAUGUUCAGUUGUUCUUAACUACUUUUGUCAUUUGUUUUUUGGAGUAGUUUUGAAAAGUGUCUAUAUUGAGUGCACUAUUGCUGUCCAUUGCUGCUGUGACGCUUUAGCUGAAUAUAGAUGUACAAAUCAGUGUGAGCUCUCCUUACAUACUUUGUGUCAGUAUGCAGGACUGCUGUGUACUCAGCAGCCACCCACUGUAGGCACAGCUUUACUUGCAUAGCCCUCAGCUCCUCUAUGCAGGAGGGGGAUACUGCAUUGCUCUUUUGUUGCAGAGGCAGGGGGUUAACUGCAUUAUUAUUGUGAAAACAAACUGAAGAUGAUGUGGUUUAGAACCACCAGCACUGACCCUUUCCUAGUUUCCCUAAUGCUAUCACUUAAAUAUUAAAACAAACGGGAGGUUCUGACAUCCUAGACCAUCUCACUGCCGCGCCACAAGGAAUCCAGUCUUGUCAUCACAUAAACAAUCUGACACUCAGAGAGGGACAGUGCAGUUUGACAUUUGGAUAACACCAGCAUUUGCUGCUUUUGUUGGUAGCAUGGAUUUAUGUUUUCUCAGAGUAACUUUUCACUUGACACUUGUUGAUCUACUUGUCCAAAAGAGCAGCUGCUGCUACACUGAUGCUGAGCCCACGGGAAAGCACUGUUGACCUGCUCAGCUGUGCAGCUGUGAUGCUGACAGCCUUGGUUCAGUUUUUAGAGUUGUGUUGGUUUUCUUAAUUGAUUUUUGUUGCUAAUACCUUAAUCUGGGGUAGGGAGACGUUGCACAGUGCAGUGCAUUAUAUUACCUAUCACUGAUUGAAUGUUCCAAUGUAGAUAGACACUAUUAAAUAAGCAGUGACUCCUUGAAAGGAGUACCUGUACCAAGUCUUAGGAAAUAAUGCUUGUAAUGACUUAACUGUGUUACAUCAGAAGGUAAAAUACAUAAUGUUGCAUAGUGUAAUAUGAUAUGAUGUGAUUAAAUUAUAGUUCCUGCUGUUAAA